Messenger RNA from Dentiscutata heterogama, 3654 nucleotides. Lineage: Eukaryota; Fungi; Glomeromycota; Glomeromycetes; Diversisporales; Gigasporaceae. The record is from the annotation of a GenBank genome assembly.
AUGGAAAUGUUUCAAUUUCCUUCAAAGAACAAAGAUAAAAAAUUUAUUAAUACAUUUUUAAGACAAUGCCUUGAAAGAACGGAAUUAGAGCAGGAAAAGAUCCUUAAUGAGCUUUCAAAGUGUUUAUGCGAUUCUCCUAAUGAUUACCUACCAUUAUUAGAAACUCUAGUUUCUUGUCUUCAUUCACGAAAUCCUCAGCAUCUUAAUUUUGUAUCAUUAUUAAUACUUAUAGUCAUUGUGCCGAAUUUACAAUAUCAUUCAGAUAUUCUUAGCUUUGGAGUGCUUCUCUCCAGAUGCAUUGAACUCUUAUGGAAUACUCAAGACAUCCCUCUCGUUAUCUCGACAACAAAACGCUUAUUCAGUGCAAUUGUAGAUAUAAAUGGCGUCUUAGGUGUUUUGAUAUCUGAGUUACCUGGUAACCGCUGUCUUAAACGAAUUUUAUUUAGUCAUAAGAUAAUAAACCGAAUCGAAAGAGAUGAGUUACUUAAAGCGGUGGAAACGAUUGAAGUCCUCAUAGACAAAUGUUCUGAACACGAUUGUUCAUCUUUGAUAGAAAUAUUAAAAGACCGCAAAAGUACAGAACAGCAGAAGAAAGAUUCAUUUAGAGAUUUAAUAGAAUCCCUACAAUGUCUCAAGUGCCAUAAGAAUGCACUUAUAAACUUUUGCCCUGAUAAAUAUUCUUUACCUCCUGAGGAAGAAAUGAAUAUUAAAGCACCUAACCGUCUUUUUAAACUUCCAUUCGAAUUUGAUGAUAAUGAUAGAUUAGGACCAUGGGACGUGCUUCUUAGUGAAAAUGCCAUAAAAGAUAUUCAGAAAUUAGAAUCUAAUAUGGUUAAUGCAGUUAUGAAUAAACUCGGUCAGAUAUCAUCCGGAAAGUGGAAUAAAUAUGGAUUUCAUUGCAUAAAUGAUCAUAAUAUUCCUGUAUAUAUAGUUGAGGUCCGCAAUAAUGUAAUGAGUCUGAAAAUUCUUUGGCAGGUUGAUUAUGGAUUUUCCAUCCGUAUAUACAAAUUUACACAACUUGUAAAGAGCACAGUGACAAAUGUAUACACAGACAAAUUAGUCAAGACGGGUAGUAAUUUGCCUAUGAGUUUUGAAGGCAAGGAGACAACAAAGUCUUCUGAGUAUGGACUGCGUGACCCACAGCUGGAUGAUGAAAAACUAAUAGAAAUUCACAAGAUGCUAGUUACAAAUAAGUUUACACCUAUAUCAAAGAAAUUUUUUCGGUCACUUGCUAAUGGUGGUUCUGAUUUCACAUUUCAAGUAUCCAAGAUCGAGUAUGAGUUCAUAAACCAUCCUACUUCGGCAAUUGUCAUUGGCCGAUCUGGGACCGGAAAGACAACAAGCAUCGUGUUUAGGUUGGUUGCCUCAUAUAUGGCAAAUAAGAAGAGACAAAUAUUUAUUACUGUGAGUGAUAAUUUGUGCCGUUUGCUGAUUAAGCAACAAAAAUUCGAUACUGACAGUGAAGAAGAGUUCUGUUAUUCAUCCAAUUCUUCUAACACGUUCGACCCACACUUAGUGGAUUAUCGAGUCUUUACAAUGAAGUAUUGGCCUCAUUUAGGUGAUCUUUAUAAACAGAAGUUGGAUUGCGAGUUGGGAACGGAUCCCGAAAUCGACUAUUUAUCAAGGGAGGAAUAUAGGAAUAUUAGCAUCAAGAGAUAUCCAACAUUUUGUCACAAUCGUGACAAGGUUUACGAUUUAUUUUUGCGAUAUAAUGAAAUGAAAUCACGAAAUGGUGACUAUGACUCAACAGAUAGAACAUUAUAUAUCUUGCAAAUUAAUGAAGUAUACAUAGACGAGUGCCAGGACAAUCAGAUUGUGGAUAUUGCACUUAUCCUAAAACUUUUCGAUAAUGCGAAUGGCAUAUUUUUAGCUGGAGAUGUAGCACAGUGCAUUGCACGUGGAUCUUCUUUCAGGUUUCAAAGCGUACGUUCUUUGAUGUAUACAUGUGAACUUGAUCGGUUUGAGCGAUCUCUGACUAAUUAUAAUCGACGUGACACUAUAAAUCUGAAACAGUUCGAACUAAAUAUUAAUUAUCGCUCUCACAAUCAAAUCCUUCAGCUCACUUCGUCAGUAAUUGAUCUUAUCUGGUAUUUUUUUCCUGAUUCAAUCGAUAAACUAUCAUACGAACGUAGUGAGGUUGGAGGUCCGAAACCUGUAGUCUUUAGUGAAGUUCAGGCUAAAGACCUAUUUGAUACCUUUUAUGUAGAUAAGCAGGGAGAGCAUGUAGCAAAUCAUAUAGAAUUUGGAGCUAGGCAAAUUAUUAUUGUACGAGAAGCUGGAAUAGUGGAAACAGUGUUUAAUUGUAAAGGAAUAGAGUUCGACGAUGUUUUGAUAUAUAAUUUCUUUACAAAUUCACCUGCAUGUGAAAAGUGGAGAGUAAUUCAUUCCGCUUUAGAUAAAGAUAAAAUAGGAAUUCCUAUUUUCUCUUAUGAGAAGCAUUGUAUCCUGUGCUCUGAACACAAACAACUUUAUGUCGCAGUUACUAGAGGCCGAAGGAGUGUUUGGAUAUUUGAUGAAAAUACUAAAUAUAGUGAUUCUAUGUGCGCGUAUUGGGAGCAAAAAGAGCUUAUAAGAAUAAGUAAGGAUGCGAAAGAAAUUACCUUAUUUGCUAAAGAAAGCAGCCCUCAAGAGUGGGACGAAGAGGGAAAGGAAUUUUUAGACAAAAAGAAUUUUAAGCAAGCCUCUUUCUGCUUUAAAAAAAGUGAAAAUAAGAAGCUUCGUGAUUUAUCUGAUGCAUAUCAUCUCCAACAAAUUGCUAGAGAUUCUGUGAACUUUUCUGAUAAUGCAACAAAAAAAAAGAAUUAUACUCGCGCAGCUCAAGCCUUCAAAACAUGCUCAGAGACGUUUUUAGAAGCUUCAUGUUAUGAGGAAGGUGAAAUAUAUGAAGAAGCUAUUGAUAUUUAUAUCAAAUUAGAAAAUAUGAUUAUGCUGCACGUUGCUAUCACAAGAACAAUAAUUUGGAGAAAGCGGAAAAACGAAGAGAUGUGCAAAAGAAUCCUUUUGAUUUUUGAAACACAAAAUAAACGAGAUAAACUUAUAAUAGAAUAUGCACGAGAGGAAGAGAUUAAAGAAGCUAAAGAACUUCGAUCGCGUGGAAAAUUCGAAGAAGCUGCCAAUAUGUUUAUAAAUACUAUCAAAAGUUAUGAUAAUGUUACCGAAUCAUUACAGUGUCUUUUAUAUCUAUGUAGAAUAUGUGCACUCAAUGUGAUAAAUGAUAGCGUAAAUUAUAAUGCUUUUGAGGAGUUAAAUAGAUUUCAUAAAAAAGCAGUUAAUAUUAUUAAUAAAGCAAAAUCACAUCAAGACACAUCAGAAAAGCCUCAACAAUGGGAUAGCUUGAUAGAAGAACUCCAGUUAUACGAAGCUUAUUUAAAUAAUAACGUUAAUCAAGUAUACGAGUAUAUUAUACGUUUUAGGAAUCGUGGAGAUGCCAUCACAGAGUUUCGCGCAAUAACUAUUUGGUUAAAAAUUUCACAGCAAGAAAUUUAUGAAAAAUACCAAUAUAGGUUAGAAUGCCUGCUUAGAUUAUAUGAAAUAUCGAUUCUUUUCAUGGUCCUCUAUGAUAGAGUAGGAAAAAAUCUUAAAGAUUUCGAAAACAUUUUUGCUGUGAACGCUGGGAAUGCAGAUAAUAAUUUGGAUAAAUAUCUCGCAUUCUAG